Messenger RNA from Polypterus senegalus (gray bichir), 1531 nucleotides. Its product is annotated as zinc finger protein 660-like. Gene Ontology annotation, molecular function: DNA-binding transcription factor activity, RNA polymerase II-specific; RNA polymerase II transcription regulatory region sequence-specific DNA binding. The record is from RefSeq and is a predicted model, not a curated record. The transcript is spliced from 3 exons. Lineage: Eukaryota; Metazoa; Chordata; Cladistia; Polypteriformes; Polypteridae. The annotation marks the transcript as partial. Gene Ontology annotation, biological process: regulation of transcription by RNA polymerase II. Gene Ontology annotation, cellular component: nucleus.
GUCAGAAAAGGAGCCGCCUCCGGCUUACAUGGCCGUGCAGUUGAGGUGUCUUGAUGGCCUCGGCCCGGGCUGUCAGUGUGAGAAGGAGAUCUUAGAAGUGAAGAGCAGACAGUUAGGAGAGAAGAGUUUUCCACCAGGCAUGGCCUCAGCCAAGAAACUGACUGGGGUAAAGAUGGCACACAUUAAAAAGAGGAUCGCGAGUGGCUGCGCCCACAAUUUGUGCGUGAAGCUGGAGGAUUUCAAGGAACCAUUUCAGUUUGAAAAAAGGAGAAGACUAUUGACAUUAAAGCCGAGGAUUCAGAAGAUUUCUCUGCGGGGCCCCGAACUGCAAAACCACGAACCGGAGCAGGUUUUCAAACAAGAGGCCUGUGAAGAGUUUCACUCCAGCGACAGCAUUGGGUUGUUACUCACACGGGCAACUCAUUCCCGGCAGAAUUCAAUGAAACUGAAAUCUGAGUUUGAGGAGAAAGUCAAAGGGAAACAGGAGGAAGCAGAUGAGUCAUCUGGGGAGCGUGGGAAAAGGCCUGCGGUCUCGAUAUGUCGCGAGUUGCCAUACCAGACAGUGAUGCAGCUGGUCAGAAAACUCUCCAUAGUGCCUUCUGUAGAACAUGACAUCCUAGAAAAUGGCAGCUUCUCGACGUCUUCAUCUGCUCAGUCAUUUCUUCAUUGCACAAUGCAGGAGAAACAGGAUAAUGGGAAGAUGAAGAAACCAACAAGAGGAUUAGAGAAUAUGACUGUGGCAUCUUUGCAGUAUGGUACUUACCUUGCUGGCAAACUAGCAGAAACGGGAGUCGUCGGUACUGACGGACAACAGGUAUAUCAUACAAAUCAGGAGUUUUUACAUCCCAUCCAAGGUUGUGGAGAAACAUUUGAUAACCAAUCUGACUGUAAAGAUCAUGAGCUGGUCCACAGAGCACUAAGUCCAUAUUCUUGUUCUGAAUUUGUAAAACGAUUCCUCCAUAACAGCAGUUUUCAGGCACAAAUAAGUAUUCAUACCGGGGAAAAAACUCAUUGCUGUUCUGAAUGUGGCAAACGAUUUUCUGACAGUUACAACCUCCAAAGGCACACAAGGAUUCAUACUGGAGAGAGGCCCUAUGGCUGUCCUGAAUGUGGUAAAAGAUUUUACUACAGUAGCCAUCUUCAGAACCACAUCAGAAUUCAUACUGGGGAGAAGCCUUAUUGCUGCUCUGAAUGUGGCAAAAGAUUUUCUGAAUUUUCCAGUCUCCAUAGACAUGCAAGAAUCCAUACUGGAGAAAAACCAUUUUGCUGUUCGGAGUGUGGCAAACGAUUCUCCCGCAACAGCAGACUUCAGAACCACUUAAGAAUUCACACAGGAGAGAAACCCUAUGUUUGCCCUGAAUGUGGCAAACAGUUCAGCAACAGUGGCAGUCUUCAUUCUCACAAAAGAACUCAUGCUGGAGAGAAGCCAUAUGUCUGUCGGAAUGUGGCAAGAAUUUCAGCAACAGCAGCAGUCUUCAGUCUCACAAAAGAAUUCAUGCUGGGGAGAAACCAUAUGUCUGUCAUGAAUGUG